GCCUUGGCCCGAGCCUUGGCCCGAGGAGGGGCCGGCCCGGCCUCGGGGGCUCACCUGUGGGCCUUGCGCUCCGCCCACAGCCAGGUGGUGAACGGACUCAAAUACUACCUGGACGUCACUCUGCUGAAGGGUCAGCGCAGCGAGAGCCAGGCUGCGGGCCAGGACACUGCCCGUCACAACUCUCAAGGAGAGCCGGAGCAAAUGUCCUGCCACUUUGAAGUCUGGAUUCAGCCCUGGGCCGGCGAGAAGAAACUGGUUCAGCACGAGUGUCGUCCCGCUGAUCCGUUCGAGAUCAUCCAGGCAGCAAAACGGGGCGGGUGGGCCGUGUUUCACCCCCAGGCUUCGGGUCCAGAAGCUGCCGACCUGCUCCAGGGCGAGAGGUCUCUGCAGAAUGCCUCCAUUCACCUGGUCUCCCUCUUCAAGGACUUUGUGAUCACCUAUAAGAAGAGCUACCAGGACAAAAAAGAGACCGAGCGGCGCUUCCGGAUCUUUGCUGAGAAUCUUGAGAAGGCCCAGGUCAUUCAGGAGCUGGAUCAGGGCACGGCGGAAUAUGGAGUCACCAAAUUCAGCGACCUGACAGAGGAGGAGUUCCGCUCCACGCACCUCAACCCGCUGCUGGCCGAGCUGCCUGGCCGGCCCUUGAAAGCAGCCGCCAUCCCCACCGACCCUCCCCCAGACCAGUGGGAUUGGCGGGACUAUGGGGCUGUCACGGGGGUCAAGAACCAGGGCGCUUGUGGCUCCUGCUGGGCCUUCUCCGUCACGGGCAACGUGGAAGGGCAGUGGUUCCUGCGCAAGGGCUCCCUCGUCUCGCUCUCCGAGCAAGAGCUGGUCGACUGCGAUGCCCUGGAUCAGGCCUGUGGGGGUGGCCUGCCUUCCAAUGCUUACGAAGCCAUCGAAGGGUUAGGUGGCCUGGAGACCGAGCGGGACUACAGCUACGAAGGGUUCGCGCAGAAAUGCGACUUCUCGAAGGACAAGGUGGCCGUGUACAUCAACAGCUCCGUGGGCAUCUCCCGCGACGAGAAGGAGAUCGCAGCCUGGCUGGCCAAGAACGGGCCCAUCUCCAUCGCUCUGAACGCCUUUGCCAUGCAGUUCUACCGGAGGGGAGUCUCCCAUCCCUUCUUCCUGCUGUGCAAUCCGUGGAUGAUAGACCAUGCAGUCCUCUUGGUGGGCUACGGCACACGUGGCCAGACCCCUUUCUGGGCCAUCAAGAACAGCUGGGGCGAAGACUGGGGAGAGAAGGGCUACUACUACCUGUAUCGGGGCAAACGAGCCUGCGGCAUGAACACCAUGUGCAGCUCUGCUGUGAUCGAUUAGCCCCCCAGCCACCCACCCAUCACCCCCCCCCCAAACCUUGCCUGCCUCUCCUUGGUCCGAAUCGCUGCCUUCUGGGCUUUCUCUCCAGCACUAACACAAGGAGCUGGGCGUCUUCCCGGCACGUGAUCCUGACCCAGUCAAUCCAAGCAUGUGUUGCUCGUAGUCUUUCCAAAGCUGGGGAAGAUCUGCCCCGUGGCAACCCCACAGGCUGCCCCGACUGCUACCGUUUUAGAGUAGACUCUCAACCUUACCAAGCUCUUUCUCUCUCCCCCCCCCCUUUUCUGGGUUUUGUGGUCACCCUGAAGGAACGUUCCCCUUCCCGGUUGGAGCGGGUGCCUCUUUCAGGCCGCCUGGGAGCCUGCACGAGAUGGCGACGUGAACAGCUUCUCGCCCACGUAAGGAGAGGCGAAACAGCCCAGCCCGUGCACUGACGCUCUUUAAAAUGUCUUCCGAAAGGCAGGGGAUCAGGCUGAGAAUUGGAAGGAAGGGACAUCGUUCGGGGGCCGGUCGGCCACCUUCUUUGCCUCCCUGGGUUCGCUCUUUGUCGGAUUUCCCAACCCCUGGUCUCUGCCUGGUUUCGGACUCGGGAGGGGCCACAGCGACAGAGGACCUGCUUUGAGCACCGGUGGCGGGUUCAGCUUCCAGUUGAAGCCUCUCAAGACGGCCAGGAGGGAGCAGGCCUCCGGCUGGAGCCCCGCGGCCGACGAGGGUAGAAGGUAGCAAAGCACGCUAGAGGACGCCCGUGGGCCGAGUCUAAGACAAGUCAUCUCUGAAGCGGUUCCUACGGCUGCAGGAAAGCUCACCUUGUAUUUUCAGAUGGAUGUUUCGGGGGCGGGGGGUCAUUUACUUGAUCAGCCCCUUUUCCCUUUCCUGUAAUUAAGUGUACAAGAUAUCUUGUUGUUUGCAGAAGGGGGUGAGCAUGCCGUGACUGCAUUUUUGUGCUUGCAAAAACCCUCACCCUCGAGGGGUCACCCCCUCCCAUUUUCUCUUUCCAUCCCUUUUUUGCACUUUCGGGGUUUAUCCCCAUGAGGGGUUGCGGCACUAAUUCCUUUGGGACCCCCACCUCCCUGCUUCUGGGGCGUGUGUGUGUGUCUCUUGUUCCGUUAAAGCAAAUCCUGUUCCGUUUCUAGAAGACUUGAACAAAAAAACAACAACAACUAAGCAACCUCAAAAAGGUACAAGGAGUCGGAAAAGCUCCUGAGACAGUAUAUUUUUUUUUGGGGGGGGAGAGAAUGUGACGCUGAUCAAGGAUGGUGGUGAACACUGUGGUUGCAGUAUCGACGGCCGGGUGUGGUGGACUGAGGGGCUGCCAGUUCCUCCCUUCCGAGAAGAGUGGUCUUAACCGACCAGAUAGGCGGGAUAUAAAUAAAAUAAAAAAAUAAAUAAAUAAAUAUGCGGUGGGAGUUAAAUCCAGGCCACCUUCCUCAUUAACAUCAGCCCCUCUACUAACAUUGGCUACGGAUCACGAGGUGGGUGGGAAGAGACCACCUUUCCCGCCGCCCCCCCCUGCACCCAGAGGCGUCUCUGGCUUGUAAAGUCCCGAGACCCUCCCCACCUCAACCCUUGUCGGAACGCUGCACAUCUGUUAGGUUUCUGCUACCUCUGUUUGUAGGCUCAAGCCCCCCCCCCAAAAAAAGUGCUUGGAAAAUGCUGUUACUGACGCGAAAUAGAGUGAAGGCAGGGGAGAAAGUGUUUAAAUCUGCUGUUUGGGUUUCCUGGGGGGGGCGGUUGUUCAGAACAAGCCUCCCUCCACUUCGGCGGCUCCCUGGGUGCCUGUCGGGUGCGGAGAGGGCCCUUCCCUCUCGCCCUGAAACGGCCGGGAGCCUGGGCCGAAAGCGAUUUGGGAAAAGGCCGAGAAAGCUUGCCGAGACUCCGGUCGGGCACUGAGAAGUUCGCCACCUUUGCCGUUUCUGUCUUUUCCCCACACUAAUAAAAGAGGCUUGUUGUGA
Messenger RNA from Pogona vitticeps (central bearded dragon), 3263 nucleotides. NCBI's taxonomy places the organism in Eukaryota, Metazoa, Chordata, Lepidosauria, Squamata, Agamidae. The record is from RefSeq and is a predicted model, not a curated record.